CAUGCGUGCAGCACGUAAGGCUUGCGAGAAAAUAACCCAGAAAGAGGCUGGAAAACGUGUAUGGGUGACGAGUGAAUGCAUAUCGGCGACACUAUAUGGAACAGCUCUGUCCCUCUUUUCUUUCGUGCUUUUACGAUUACUCUUGGAACGUGACGCAUACAACAUGCCAGAACUCAUGAUGGAAACAGAUUACUUGCACUGGGAAUUACCGUUACCUGCCGUAUCCGUUUGCGAAGAAGAUAACAAGGAAGCAAUAGAAAAGUUCGUGCGGAGUUAUUAUAUUGAAGAAGAUGAGGUGAUAAAAGUCUCAUCCUUUCUGGAAAAUCUAGUCCAUCCUAGAGCUAAUUAUUGCAUCAGCUGCAUAGCUUCUUGCAACAGUUGUCCUAAACAAGGAUACUCAACUUUAGUGUCCAAGUUGUCUGCUUCAUGUGACGAUACAUUCGUGGAAUGUAAAUGGCGAGGACAGGCUUUCAACUGCUGUCAGCAUUUCCAUCCCCUACUGACACCCUGGGGGCGCUGCUUUAGUCUCAACUCACGUCAAACAAAAUCCGUUGAACAAGUGCAACUAUUUACUGUCAAUCACAACGAGAGAAAUAAUAUACUAGAGAUGAAGUAUAAGAGACCUGUCAAGCUACAUCUUCAUGAUCCUUAUGACAUUGACUUCUCAAAGCCAUUAGCAAACUCAAAACGUACACAAAAUAUUGAAGGAAGUGUUACCAUGGGUCACAAAUUACAAGUCAUAUAUAAGUUUCGUAACAUAGAUAUUCAUCAGUCUGCAUGGGAACUGAAAAGAAAUCAGAGGGGAUGUACAUUGCCACGAGAAAUUGAUCUCAGAUACUACAGAGAAUACAGUCUCUCAGCAUGUUUAGCUUCAUGUGAAGUUAAAAAUCAAAUGUGGUUCUGCAAUUGCUCUCACCAUCUGCUAUCUCCAAACAGGAAAGUCAAAGAAUGCAAUUUUGAAGGUCUUCAUUGUUUAGAUACUUACUUUGGUGUUAAUGGGAAAGAAAACAGGAAAAAAUAUCAGAAACAAAAGAUAAGAUGUCAAUGCCUACCAGCUUGCCAAGGUACUGAAAUACGUACAGUAUACAAAGCUGUCACCAGCACAGGUGACCAGAAUAUCUCUUCAGAGUUACAGUUGACAACAGCAGCAACAGAAAAAAUUACCAUGCACUCAAGGUUAAGAAUGGUGGAUUUUCUUGUUGCAGUGGCAUGCCUUAGUAGACUUUUUACUGAACUCACUUUGUAUGAUGUUGUUGUCAUCCUCUUCAGUGGAGCAAGAUCCAUUACACGUCAUCUAAAGAACAGUUUUACUAAAAGACCAUCCAUACAUACUUCUUAAAGGGAAAAGACCCAUGACACAGUGCGCUGCAGUGAAGAAACAUUAAUCAUCAGAUACCCUAAAAUUUCAGAAAUUAGCAAUUGAGAGU
This is a messenger RNA of Schistocerca americana (American grasshopper), 1427 nucleotides long. RefSeq lists its product as uncharacterized. The transcript is spliced from 10 exons. Gene Ontology annotation, cellular component: membrane. The record is from RefSeq and is a predicted model, not a curated record. Gene Ontology annotation, molecular function: ligand-gated sodium channel activity. Lineage: Eukaryota; Metazoa; Arthropoda; Insecta; Orthoptera; Acrididae. Gene Ontology annotation, biological process: sodium ion transmembrane transport. Bases 2 to 1339 code for a protein of 445 amino acids.